CUGCCUUUUCAAAUUUAUUUUACUAAUUUUAAUUUUAGCUCCAUAUGUCGAGAGUCUCACUGCGGGGUGCACAUAAAUGCUGGUCCAGAGAUUGGCGUAGCAAGUACGAAGGCAUAUACGAGUCAAAUCAUCACCCUGGUCAUGUUCGCCUUGGUAAUGAGCGAAGACCGGAUAUCGAUGCAGCCGAGACGCGUAGAAAUAAUUCAGGCGCUGAAGAAGUUGCCAGGACAAAUUCGCGAAGUUCUGAAACUGGACAAGGACGUAUUGGAUUUGGCGAAAGCGAUUUACCAGAAGAAGAGCUUGCUGAUCAUGGGCCGCGGUUACAACUUCGCGACUUGCCUCGAAGGAGCACUGAAAGUUAAAGAAAUAUCUUACAUGCACUGUGAGGGUAUCAUGUCCGGCGAACUGAAGCACGGUCCUUUGGCGAUGGUCGACAGUUCACUUCCCAUCGUUAUGGUUAUAUGCAAAGAUUUGGCGUAUACUAAAUCGCUCAACGCUUUGCAACAGGUAGUAGCUCGCGAAGGUAAACCUAUCAUAGUGUGCGACGAAAGUGUUCCCGUUGCCGACCUGAUGAACCUCGAGCACGUCUUCCGUGUGCCACAUACUACCGACUGUCUGCAAAACGUUCUCACCAUCAUUCCGUUGCAGCUCCUGUCAUACAAUUUGGCUGAGCUGAACGGCCGCAACGUGAGUCAAAUUAUUUCUUUAUACUAA
Molecule: messenger RNA, 714 nt
Organism: Soboliphyme baturini
Lineage: Eukaryota; Metazoa; Nematoda; Enoplea; Dioctophymatida; Soboliphymatidae
Source: the annotation of a GenBank genome assembly